GAGUGCAAAAUCGUCGUAAACGGGAGUUUUGUCUACACGAAGCUUCCCUCCGUCCCAGGUUUCCGCCAUCUUUCAAAUUAUUUUUGAAACUGAACCCUGCUCCCAUGAUGCAACGUACACAUUAUUCACAACAACAUGGCGGCGCCCUGAGGUAAACGUAUCAAGGUUUUCCUACCCUGCUGAAGUUGCUGUGAAUCAUUGUCAUCUCACUGAGGUACAACUCAAAAGCCCAACAGCCAUGGCCAAGUUUGUUCCCAAGUUUUGGAAACCUGGUACUGAAGCCCCAGGUGUGCAUGAGGAGAGACAGCAGGUGAGUGAGGGGAGCGGUGAAGCUGUCGUGCACAACCAGAACGCCUCACUGUCCAUCCAGCAGCAGAGACAGAGACUACCUGUCUUCAAGUAUCGUAACCAGAUCCUGUACCUAGUAGAGCGGUACCAGACAGUGGUGAUCGUUGGAGAGACAGGCUGCGGCAAGAGCACACAGAUCCCACAGUACUUGCUGGAGGCUGGGUGGGGAGCGGAAGGUCAUGUAAUAGGGGUGACCCAGCCCAGGAGAGUGGCCUGUACCACAGUGGCCAAUCGAGUGGCAGAAGAGAGGGGCGCAGUCCUAGGUCACGAGGUCGGCUAUUCCAUCCGGUUUGACAACCGCUUUGAUCCAGAAGCUACCAGAAUCAAGUUCCUGACUGACGGGAUGUUGGUGCGGGAAAUGAUGGCGGAUCCGCUACUCAAGAAGUACAGUAUUUUGAUGUUGGAUGAGGCCCAUGAGAGAACCCUACACACUGACAUCAUCAUUGGACUGCUGAAGAAGAUUCAGAAGAAGAGAGAAGACCUACGGAUCAUUGUCUCCUCAGCCACACUGGAUGCAAAGGCAUUCAGGGAUUUCUUCAACAAGAAUGUUUCUGACCUGGAAAGCUUUGACACAGCUCACAUAUUGUCCAUAGAAGGAAGAGCAUUCCCAGUCAAUGUCUACUACAGAGAAAGUCCAGUCCCAGACUACGCCAAGGCCACAGUGGACACCAUUGUGAAGAUUCACGAGGGAGAGAAGGCAGGGGACAUCCUGGCUUUUCUUACAGGACAAGAAGAGGUGGAUUCUGUGGUGUCAGACCUCAUUGAGUACAACCGCACCAACAGGAGACAUGUAGAUGGGAGGAUGAAGAUGAAAGUUCUCCCCAUGUACGCUGCCCUCCCCCCCGGAGAACAGCUGAAGGUCUUUGAAAGAGUAUCACAAAGUACCAGGAAGAUUGUGGUUGCAACAAACAUUGCUGAAGCUUCCAUCACCAUCAAUGGCAUUGUGUAUGUUGUAGACAGUGGGUUUGUGAAGCUGAGGGCCUACAAUCCCCAGUCUGGAGUAGAAUCCCUUGUCAUCACGCCCGUUUCCCAGGCAUCAGCUGACCAGCGGGCAGGGCGGGCAGGCAGGGUGCGCUCCGGCAAGGUCUUUAGAUUAUACACAGAGGAAGAUUUCCACAAACUUCAGACCAACACUGUCCCAGAAAUGCAGAGGAGCAACUUUGCCUUUGUGAUCCUACAGCUGAAGGCUCUGGGCAUCAGUAAUAUCCUCAGGUUCAACUUUCUCUCCUCUCCACCUGCCCAGAUUGUUAUCAGAGGGUUGGAAGUUCUGUAUGCUCUUGGAGCAUUAGACAAGGAUGGUGAGCUGACACGGCCGCUUGGAUCCAACAUGGCGGAGUUCCCUCUCAGUCCCAUGUUCGCAAAAAUGCUGCUAGAGUCAGGAAAGUUCGGAUGCUCUGAGGAAAUUCUCACAAUUGCUGCCGUGCUGCAAGUUCAGAGCAUCUUUGUUCACCCUUCUAACCGCAAAAUAGAAGCCCUAAGAGCUCACCACAAGUUUGCUGUAGAGGAGGGGGACUUGGUCACUAUGCUGAAUGUCUAUGAGGCCUUCCUAAAGAAUAACAAGAGUUCAAGAUGGUGCCAGCAGCAUUUUCUACAUUAUAAAGGACUGGUGAGAGCGACCAUGAUCCGGGAACAGCUGAGGAAACUGCUGGUUAAGUUUGAUGUCCCCAUGAACUCCUCUGAAGGGGAUGUUGACCCCAUCUGUCAAUGUAUUGUGGCAGGAUUCUUUGCUAAUGCAGCCAGGUUUCACCCCACUGGCGUCUACAGGACAGUGCGAGAUGACCAUGAGCUCCACAUCCACCCCAACUCCUGUCUGUACAGGGAAAAGCCUCCAGGCUGGGUCGUGUUUAACGAGGUUCUUCACACAUCCAAACAGUUCAUGAGAGACGUCACUGUGAUUGACCCAAGUUGGCUGUAUGAGUUAGCACCACACUAUUAUGAAUAUGGAACGGAAAGAGAACUAGCUGCUAAAAGAGCCAGGCUGGAAUGAGGGUUCAAAGGGUCAACAUUUCUUCAACUUUCAACAAAGAUCUAAGACAACCUUUCAAUAGCUAUUGACGGGAAGUUGUCAAGAAUGGAAGACUAAUUUUUUGUGUUAUUUUAUAUUUUUGUAAGAAAAAAA
This is a messenger RNA of Branchiostoma floridae (Florida lancelet), 2467 nucleotides long. Its product is annotated as probable ATP-dependent RNA helicase DHX35. The coding region runs from base 239 to 2335 and encodes 698 amino acids. Gene Ontology annotation, cellular component: catalytic step 2 spliceosome; intracellular anatomical structure. The transcript is spliced from 30 exons. The record is from RefSeq and is a predicted model, not a curated record. NCBI's taxonomy places the organism in Eukaryota, Metazoa, Chordata, Leptocardii, Amphioxiformes, Branchiostomatidae. Gene Ontology annotation, molecular function: RNA binding; ATP binding.